AUGUUUCAUCAUCAAGAUGGAUAUCACAAACAGAAUCCUUCCUCAUGGUUCAUGAAAAUGAUGAUGAUCGUUGCUUUUAUUAUGAUCGUCAUCAUCACCACGCUCAUCACUGGCAUUACGGCGACAACAACAACAGAUGCCAGUUCUUCUCCUCAAAUGGAUGAUUCACACAUCUCUUGCAAUUCUGUUAUUGAUUUGAAUGAUCCCACCUCUUUCAUCAAUGAAUAUCACAACAACAUCCAUGCGGAUUCGAAUACCGAAAUCCAAGCAUCUUCUAUUGCGACAUCGCCUCUUCUUGAUGUCCAAAUAAAUGCUUCUAGACCUCUCUUCAUAUCCCUUCUUGAAAAUCACCGUCAUCUUUCCACACCACAAGCUCCGUAUCAUCACGAAAUGUCAAGCACAACAAAACCAUCCAUGACCUUUCAACCAUCAUCAACAUCAUCACAAGCAUCAAUUCAUGAUGAAUCAUCCACAAAAGACCAACAACAACAACAACCGCCAAUAGACCCCACAAAUAGUGUUAACACUACCACUUGCCCUUAUGCCAUUUAUAGAAUGUAUUGGGAUGAAUUCUUGAGAGAUCCGAAAAAUAGAAAGCAAUCUUAUUCAUCCGACUUGGACAGAAUAUUGAAUGCAAGAGUUCCACUGUAUAAUCAAACAGAAUGGACAACAAAAUUUGAAGAUCAACCCAAUGCACUUUCGUGUCCACAAUUUACGAUCAACAAAUGGCGAAGAUAUGUUCCAAUGACAAAUCCAUCCGAGGAUAUAUUAUAUUAUUUCGGGACUGAAAUGAACAUGUGUCAACUCUAUGAAAAAUUUACAUAUUCCUACAAAGCGUUAGUGAAUGGAACAAUUGUGGUGAGGAAUGUGACAUUUAAUUUUGAUUACACACAAGUGUGUGAUCGAUUAUUUUGUUUUCCAAACACGACUUUACAAUUAGUCAAUGAUUUUCAAUCACCAUUUGGACUCAAUCUCACACAACUCUUAACUAACACAACUAUCUACACAAAUUUAUUUCCACAACGUGUUGCGCUUUCAUUCUUUCAAAAAUGGGCUCAAAGUUUCGAAGACAAUACGUACAGUAUUGAUCCUCAAUCACUUGUAGUAUCACCUGCUUACAAUAAGCUCAUGCAUAUUCUUGUCCCUCAUUUACCAUUCAAUUUCACAACUUUGCAACACAUUGCAGAUUACUAUACGGUUUGCAGAGCUUGUCGUGACUAUAGAAAGUAUCCCAUCUCGCCAGGAAGAGAAGUUUGCCUUACGUUGGAUUAUCCAUUCACUUGCUAUUAUGAUUCUAAUAAUAAUGGAGUUAUUGAUGAUGGUGAUACUCCUGGUUAUCCACUUAUUGAGAUUGUUCAGAGAAGGGAUAACAUUUUUAGAAAUGUAAUGAGCAUGAAUGCUGAACCAUUAUGUUAUUGUCCAAGACCCGGAACAGUCGUUCCAAAAAGUAAUGGAAUAGAUGUCAUGAUUUUUAAUUAUACAUUUUUUAGAACAAAGGUUUCAUCGCAGUGCGAUGAAUAUGCAUAUUUCUGGUAUCCUCUUUACGAGACAAAAUUACUCAAUAUUGCACUCAUCACCUUAGAAGCCAUGUUGAAUAUUUUCAUGCUCUUCUUGGUACUCCUUCCACUCAUUGCUCAGUUUUGUAAAGAGAUUGCAAUGAAAUCAAAAGGAAAGGCAUUGAAAUUGCCACAAUUUUCAGCAUUAAUGAACACACGUGAGAUGGUUGAAAAAUAUAACAAGAUGGAACAAACUCGGUUCUAUUCCACAACGACGAGUUUGCAUCAUAACAGAACAUGGAAACGAAUACUUUUCGAUUUACGUUUAUAUUCAGCCAUUAUUUUACAAGUGGCAUAUUUAUGCUUUUUAUCAAGUGACAUUUUAGCAGCUUCAUCCACUGUAGAAAGUUCAUCAGCAGCAGUCAAAUCAGAGAGUGUUUUGUUUUUAUCAGGAAUUGGUUUUUGCCUCAUUGGAAUUAUUCCAAUUCUAGCCAUGUGGGUCGAUGUUUUGAAAAAGACUUCCAACAACAGUGAAAGAAUAUCCUUAAAAAUAUCUAUUCCACUUUUUCUAUUUAUGGCUCUGGGUUUAUUGGGAGUUUUGGCGUAUGCCAUUUCAGAUUAUUUUUCACAAUUUUUUGCCUCUGCUGUUUUCAUGCUUGGAUUGGUUAUUGUAUUUGCAAUUGUAAUUUUUGGACUAUUUAUUUAUGGAUUUCGUAUUUAUUUAAGCUUGAGAAGAGUUUCCAAGGUUAACUUUUUCCAAUUUAGAUUCACAAAAUUCCUAGGAGCAGCCUGUCUGCUUGCCAUCUUUCCUGGAUUUUACAUGGUCUUUGACAUUGCAUGUCGAAUCUACCAAAGUCAAAACGGCACAUAUCCUCUCACACGAUUCUACUAUUUAUUUGCACCUUUCUUUGCAAGUGUUCUCAUUAUUGGUUUUGGAGGCUCUCUCAUCUAUGUCCUCUUUCCCUCCAACAAGGUCUUUAAGGAAAGUUAUCAAUUAAUUUUCUAUGCCAUGUUUUGUUGUGGAGGAAAAUCUCCGAUGGCAAAACGUUUUUGGACACUUCAGAAAUCUCUCUUACGCUCAUCCAUGACUGCAAGACGUGAUCGAUUACUCCAGCAAGACCACCAAGAGAGUCUUGGAGAACAAGGAAUGGUAUUGGCAUCCACUAAAAUUGAUAAAUCAUUACUCAUGAGACAAGAGGGACAACAAGGAGACUCUUCCUCCUCAUUAUCUAUCAACAACAAUGAUGAGGAUGAUUCCAUUCAUGGUGGAUACCACAAUGGAGUCGGUGGUGGUGGUGGUGGCGGUGUUGGAAGUACUAGGAGUACUAGGGGUAUCAAUACUCCUUCGCGUGAAGUGGCUCUUCAUUUAGGAAUUCUCUCUCAACAGGAUGAAGGUGGUGUGCGGUUAACUCAUCAUCAGAAUCCUCAUCAGAAUGUUGAAAACGAAGAGGAAGGAGUUGAAGUCGAGUAUCACGUUCGCAAGGGAAAUACAGCUCAUCAUAUUAAUCAAUAUAUGGGAGGCUUAUUAGAGGAUCUUCAUGGAAUGCAGAGACUGCAUGAAGAAGAGGAAGACGAUGAUGAAAUUAGAAAUGACGAUUCACAAUAUUAUGAAAAUCAAGUGAGUGGUACGAUUGAAAAACGAUCAGAAAGACAACGUGAAUUGUCAUUACCAUUCUUGUAA
Naegleria fowleri is the source of this 3177-nucleotide messenger RNA. RefSeq lists its product as uncharacterized. Lineage: Eukaryota; Heterolobosea; Eutetramitea; Acrasida; Naegleriidae. The transcript is spliced from 3 exons. The record is from RefSeq and is a predicted model, not a curated record. Bases 1 to 3177 code for a protein of 1058 amino acids.